Messenger RNA from Carcharodon carcharias (great white shark), 2181 nucleotides. RefSeq names its product solute carrier family 6 member 17 (gene slc6a17). The record is from RefSeq and is a predicted model, not a curated record. Gene Ontology annotation, cellular component: plasma membrane; synaptic vesicle. The transcript is spliced from 11 exons. Gene Ontology annotation, biological process: alanine transport; L-leucine transport; glycine transport. The coding region runs from base 1 to 2181 and encodes 726 amino acids. NCBI's taxonomy places the organism in Eukaryota, Metazoa, Chordata, Chondrichthyes, Lamniformes, Lamnidae.
AUGCCGAAAAAUAGUAAAGUUACGCAGAGAGAGCACAGCAAUGACCCGGUCACAGAAUCUGUUGCCGACCUACUCGCUGGGGAAGAACCUGUUGACUACAAACACAGUGUACUGAAUGUAGGAGGAGUCCCAGUGACGAAGGACAAGGAUGGAGAGAAAGCAAUAGAGAGUGACGAUCGGCCAGUCUGGAACAAUAAGCUACAGUACAUCCUGGCACAGAUUGGCUACUCGGUGGGCCUGGGAAAUGUCUGGCGUUUCCCCUACCUGUGUCAGAAAAAUGGUGGAGGUGCUUACCUCGUUCCCUACCUCAUCCUGCUUCUCAUCAUUGGAAUUCCUUUGUUUUUCCUGGAACUUGCAGUGGGCCAGAGAAUAAGGCGUGGGAGCAUUGGUGUUUGGAACUACGUCUGCCCCAGGCUAGGAGGCAUUGGAUUUGCAAGUUGUGUUGUUUGUUUCUUCGUUGGACUUUAUUACAAUGUCAUCAUUGGUUGGAGUAUUUUUUAUUUUUUUAAAUCGUUUCAGUCUCCCCUCCCAUGGAGUGAAUGUCCUCUGAUCACCAAUGGCACUGUUACCAUUGUGGAGCCAGAAUGUGAAAAGAGUUCAGCCACAACCUACUUCUGGUACAGAGAAACUCUGAAUAUUGCAAAUAACAUCAAUGAAGGAGGAGGCCUGAAUUGGAAGAUGACUCUGUGUCUGUUGUCUGCCUGGUUUCUCGUAGGAUUGUGUACAAUCAAAGGCAUCCAGUCAUCAGGCAAAGUGAUGUACUUCAGUUCUCUAUUUCCAUAUGUCGUUCUGAUAUGUUUUCUGAUUCGAAGCCUACUCCUGAGAGGCUCGAUUGAUGGAAUACUUCACAUGUUUACUCCUAAGCUGGAGAAGAUGAUGGAAUCCCAGGUAUGGAGGGAAGCUGCGACACAAGUCUUCUUCGCUCUCGGCCUUGGCUUUGGGGGAGUCAUCGCAUUCUCGAGUUACAACAAGAAAGACAACAACUGUCACUUUGAUGCAGCCCUGGUCGCUUUCAUUAAUUUCUUCACCUCUGUCCUGGCGACACUUGUGGUGUUUGCAGUCCUGGGAUUCAAAGCUAACGUGAUGAAUGAGAAAUGUGUCAUAACAAAUUCUGAAAAGAUUAUUGGAUACUUGAAUUCCAAAGUCCUGAGCCAUGAUCUGAUUCCACCACACAUCAACUUCUCGCAUCUCACAGCUUCUGAUUACUCAGAGAUGUACAGUGUCAUAAAGACAGUAAAGGAAGAUCAUUUCAGUGAACUCGGGUUGGACACAUGUCAGCUGGAGGAUGAGCUGAAUAAGUCGGUACAAGGCACAGGCUUAGCGUUUAUUGCCUUCACAGAGGCAAUGACCCAUUUCCCGGCGUCUCCUUUCUGGUCCGUACUCUUCUUCCUGAUGCUCAUUAACCUGGGAUUGGGCAGCAUGAUGGGAACCAUGGAAGGGAUCAUCUCACCAAUCGUUGACACUUUUAAAAUUCGCAAAGAGUUCUUGACAAUCGGCUGCACAAUCCUCGCUUUCUCAGUCGGACUCAUCUUCGUCCAACGAUCCGGAAACUAUUUUGUCACAAUGUUUGAUGACUAUUCCGCCACAUUACCCCUCACAAUUGUGGUCAUUUUGGAAAACAUCUCAGUUUCAUGGGUUUAUGGGACAAAAAAAUUCAUGCAGGAAUUGACAGAAAUGUUGGGCUUCACUCCGUAUAGAUAUUACUAUUACACCUGGAAGUACAUCUCCCCUCUGGCCAUGGUAAUCCUGAUGUUGGCAAGCAUUAUUCAGAUGGGCAUUACACCACCUGGAUACAAUGCCUGGAUAAUGGAGGAGGCAAUGGAGAGGUACCUGAUAUUCCCAGGCUGGGCCCUUGGGUUGACCGUUACUCUGAUUGUGCUGGGAGUCCUCCCCAUUCCGAUUGUCUUCAUUGUCCGUCACUUCCAUCUUGUGUCUGAUGGGUCAAACACUUUAUCCGUUUCGUACAAAAGAGGUCGAAUGAUGAAAGAUAUGUCCAAUUUGGAUGAUCACGAUGAGACCAGGUUCAUCCUGAGUAAGGUUCCCAGUGAAACUCCUUCACCAAUGCCCAUCCAUCGCUCCUAUAAUGGGCCUGAUAGCACCUCACCAAUGGAAAUGACUGCUGCUAAUGGGCGAUAUGGCAUUGGUUACCUGUCAGCGGGCACUCCAGAAUCGGAACUGUAA